This is a messenger RNA of Trifolium pratense (red clover), 4083 nucleotides long. RefSeq names its product RNA exonuclease 3-like. Gene Ontology annotation, molecular function: nucleic acid binding; 3'-5' exonuclease activity. Lineage: Eukaryota; Viridiplantae; Streptophyta; Magnoliopsida; Fabales; Fabaceae. The record is from RefSeq and is a predicted model, not a curated record. Bases 2693 to 3895 code for a protein of 400 amino acids. The transcript has 7 exons. Gene Ontology annotation, biological process: rRNA processing. Gene Ontology annotation, cellular component: nucleus.
AUGCUACGUUGCGUUUUUGACUUGUAGAACAAAGGUGUGUCUUCUUCUUCCUCUUCUUCUUCCACCAUUUCGUUAGGGUUUUACACAGUUUUACUCAAUUUACCUUCUUCUUCUUCUUCUUCUUCUUCUUCUUCUUCUUCUUCUUCUUCUUCUUCUUCUCUUUCCCACUCAUAUUGCAGUGUAUCCAAAAUUACGCUAAAUUCUGGCAAUUACACUAAAUACUCUCAAUGGGAUCCGAAGCAGACCCUCUUGAAAACCUACCAAAAAGGUCACUCAAAUUCUUAUUUUUCGUUUUCUUAGUUUUCAUUUUCUACAUUCAUCAAUGCAUGCUUUGUGAGUGAUUAUUCACUAUUCACCUGAAAGCUAGUCAAAUAAAAUUAUUCGGAUUUUCAUUAUAUUCAAUUCAUUAUUGCUAUGUAGCAUUGUUCAGGUUAUUGUUCAAAAUAGUAAUUGGGAAUCUAUUGUAUUCAAUUCCUUGGUAAUUAACAAUAUUCCAGUAAUUUUUCAGUUUGUGUGUGCUAAUGAGUAUCUUCUUCUAAUAUAAUAAUUUUUCAAACUUGCUUUAAUAUAUGGUUUCUCUUAUGUAUGUUGUGAAUUUCAUCGAAAAUAGUAACAAGAGAAUCAACGAUAGAAUCUUCUACGAGGUCUGACUGGAUUGACUUAUUUGUGUUUAUUUACUUACAUAAGCACUUAUGAUACUGUUUGGGUGAGUUUAUGGAAACAGCUCAUGACACGUCCAUAAGUUUCUUUUAUCUUAUUUGCAUAAGCUCUCCAUGAUAGAUUAUGACAAUGAUGCAUAGUUCAUGCGAUAAUAGUGUAUCUUUAUUUUAUUGUUUAUAUAUAAACACUUAUAUAGUAAGUGCUUAUGCUAUAAACGCUUAAUUAAGUUGUUUAUCCUAUGGCGCAGCGAGGACUCUGGUCUAGGGGGUUGAAAAUUUUGAAUUAUUGAACUAGUGGUGCAAAAAUAAUAAAUUUAGGGGUUCAGUUGAAACCCCUCAAAAGGCCUAGCUCCGCCCUUGCUUCCACGAUCUUGUCACCCCUUGCCGUGUUCGUGAGUGGUUGUAAUCGGAAAUUGGUGGGGGCGGCUAGGAUUGAUGUGCAACGGCCUGAGAUCAGGGGACUUGUACCCUCUUUUGAUUCCAUGUGUUGUUAAUAGCACGCUAUACUAGGAUGUUAAUAGCGGCGCUAUAGCGUGCUAUAGCGCUAUAGCGUAGCGUUUUACCACCUCUCUGCUAUGCUAUAAGGCUGCUUUCCGCUAUUUAGAGAAGCGGAAAUAGCGGCCGCUAUUUGCAGGAAAAUAGCGUUUUGGUAGCGGUGGCGUAGCGGUUUGGUAGCGCUAUUUGACCGCUUUAGCGUUUUGGAGGGAAAAAAAUUGAUGAAAAUCCUUAUUUUGAAAAUAAAUCAUAAGUGAGCGGUUUGGUAGCGCAAUGGCACCAUCUUCUAGAACUGCUGAUAACAGAGGCUUCAUUAAGCCUACUGGUGACAACCUUGAUAUAGGUUGCAAGUGGAAUUCUUAUAAAGACAGCAGCAAGAAAACAAUUAUUUGUGAUUUUUGUUUUCACCCUUCCAAUGAAGGAAUAACAAGAGCAAAGAAGCAUCAGUUGGGGAUAUCGGGAGAAGUAAAAUCAUGGAAUGUUAUUAGUCUUUAUUUAGAACCUAUUUUGAUGGUAAAUGACAAUAUUUAGUAUAAUUAUUAAGUAAGAAAGUCCUUUUAAUUUUGGGUAUUUUUCUAUUUUAUGUAUGUUGUUGGAAUUUAUGUUUAAUUUGUACAUGACCGCUAUACCACUAUAGCGCUACCCGCUAUACCGCAAUAGCAUUUUUGAGGGUCGGCGCUACACGCCGCUAUCCGAGAUUAACAACAUAGACGCUAUAGAGGCGUAGCGUUGUGGCGAGGCCCUUCACCGCUGUGCUAUAGCCUAUAGGGCCGUGAAGCGCCACAGAGAGAAGCGGUCAUAGCAUCUGCAAAAAAGCAGUUGAUAGCGGCGUGAUAGCGUUUUUGUGCCCAUUAACGUGUUUUUAGGGGCUACUCUAAAUUUUCAGAAAAAUCCUAGUUUUUUAAAUUGUUUUAAUUUGUUGAGGGUAUUUUGCUAUUCUCAUACCCCUUUGGGUGACCUAAUAUCUAUUAACCCACGUGUUUAAGAGGAAAUUGUGGCCACUUUUCAUUUUCUUACUUCUUCUCUUCGAGUUCACCAUCAUUACUCUGUUCCUUUGUCUUUGAGUGUUCCUUCUUCUUCUCUUCGAGUUCAUUAUUCUUCACUAUUUUGUGUUCUGCCUCUGUCAUUGCUGCUCUAUUUAUGUGCAAAGGUUUGUUUUCUACUUCCUUUUAGUUUCUCAGUUUUGUGUUCCUUCUCCUUCCUUUUUGAGUACAUUUAGAACUUGAUGGAAUGUUAUUUUGAUUACAAUUUACAUUCAGAUUUUUUUUUCUCAAGAUUUACAUUCAGAACUUAUUUUAAUGGGAAAUGACAAAGUUGAUUAUAGUUAUUAAGUAUGAUUGUCCCUUUAAUUGUGUAUUUUUUAGUCUGUAUGUAUGUUGUUGGGGUUUAUUUUACUUUGUAUAUGGAUUUUUAGUCUUUACAAUGGGGCGUCGGCGCCACGCGCCACUAUAUGAGAUUAAAUAUUAACAAUAUAGCAUUCACGUCCUCCAAAUUUCGGGUUUUCAGGUUUGCGAUCUGGUUUGGAAAAACAGUAUUUAAUGUGCAGAAACCCUAAAAACCACGUUUUUUUUGUCUAUAACCUGCGGCCGUUACUUUCUCACCCAUUAUUACAUUUAAGUUUAGUAAACCUUCUCACUAUACAUAGAUUCGUUGCAUUCCUGCUAUCACUCAUGUAUUCACGACAAAAAUGCCCGGCAUGCUAUAGGCAAUAUAAGAAGAAAGAACAUCUUAUUGAGCACAUGAAAACCUCUUACCACUCUGUCCAUCAACCUAGAUGUAUGGUCUGUAAGAAGCACUGCAAAUCUUUUGAAUCUUUGAGGGAGCAUCUCAUCGGACCUUUGGCUAAAGGAGUUUGUUCAGCUAUUUUCUCUAAAUGGGGUUGUCAACUUUGUCUGACACUAUUUGAUAGUCCCGCUUCUCUUGAUGACCAUAGCGAAACUUGUCGCCUAUCUGCCCCUGUUCCUAUGGGCACAAGUGAAGUUCCCUAUAUAGACUCCCAUAUUGAUUUUCUGGAUUCUUCUGAUGAAAAUAAUGGUGACUGGCGCCCUAGAGCAAUUGCAAUGGACUGUGAAAUGGUUGGUGGGGGAAGUGAUGGAUCACUGGAACUUUGUGGUAGAAUAUGCUUGGUUGAUGAAGAUGAGAACUUAAUCUUUCACACAUAUGUAAAACCUCAAAUCCCUGUUACUAACUAUAGGUAUGAUAUAACUGGGCUGACUGAAGAGCAUCUUCGAGAUGGUAUGCCACUUAAGGAAGUUCGGGAAAAAGUAUUGCAAAUUCUAUACAAUGGAGAAUCCAUUGGUAAAGCUAGACUGGAUGGUGGCAAGGCCAGACUUGUUGUAGGGCAUGAUUUGGCCCAUGAUUUUGAUUGCUUGGGAAUGGAUUAUCCCUAUCACCUGAUCAGAGACACUGCAAAGUACCGUCCGUUGGCGAAGACAAACUUCGCCAGUCAUUCGCUUAAGUAUCUUACCAGAACAUAUCUUGGUUAUGAGAUCCAAACUGGCAUUCAUGACCCGUACGAAGAUUGUGUUUCUGUGAUGAGACUGUACAAGAGAAUGCGAGAUCAGAUUCAUGAGCAUGAAGGCUAUGGAAAGUUGGCUCCGAGUGACAGCAUUGUUGGCAUUUGCGACAGUUGGAGAUCCAAGGAGCUUGACAACCUCACACCAGAUGAGCUUUAUGCCAUCUCACAACCGGACUAUAAGUGCUGGUGUUUGGAUUUGAAGCCAAAAUCUGUGGAAGCUUGAGUUAUUGAGUUUGUUCAUAACUCCAAUAUCAACCAUGUACAUUUUUUAGCAUUAGCAUGUGUUUGGAGUAUAAUCUUUUUGAUAUGGUGACUUAUGUUUAGUGUGAAACCAUUAUAAUUUCAAAAAAAAAUUGCACUAAUUUACCGUGAAUUUAAACAUACACUAAAUAAAUAAAUAUUAAAGAUUAA